Molecule: messenger RNA, 2787 nt
Organism: Fulmarus glacialis (Northern fulmar)
Lineage: Eukaryota; Metazoa; Chordata; Aves; Procellariiformes; Procellariidae
Gene: AASS
Product: aminoadipate-semialdehyde synthase
Exons: 23
Coding region: 1-2787 (928 amino acids)
Cellular component (GO): cytoplasm
Molecular function (GO): saccharopine dehydrogenase activity
Source: RefSeq, a predicted model, not a curated record
AUGUUCCGAGCCUUUAGUCACACAAAUGGUAGGUGUGCGUUCCAUCAUGCUAAGUGUUGGCAUCAUCGUAAGUCUGUGCUGGCAAUCAGGAGAGAAGAUGUUAACGCAUGGGAAAGAAGAGCACCUCUAGCACCAAAGCAUGUUAAGGAAUUGACACAGAUGGGAUACAAGGUCUUGGUGCAGCCGUCAAACCGGAGAGCCAUCCAUGAAAAGGAUUACAUCAAAGCAGGUGGCAUUAUUCAGGAAGAUAUUUCCGAGGCUUCUCUGAUAGUAGGUGUGAAGAGACCUCCAGAGGACAAAUUAAUCCCUAAAAAGAACUAUGCCUUCUUCUCUCACACUAUUAAAGCCCAAGAGGCGAACAUGCCCCUUUUGGAUGAGAUUCUAAGACAGGAAAUUCGACUGUUUGACUAUGAAAAAAUGGUUGAUCAUAAAGGAAUGCGAGUUGUGGCCUUUGGAAAAUGGGCUGGUGUAGCAGGAAUGAUCAAUAUUUUACAUGGAUUGGGAUUACGAUUUUUAGCCCUGGGACAUCACACUCCAUUCAUGCACAUUGGGAUGGCACAUAACUACAGGAAUAGCAGUCAGGCUGUGCAGGCAGUACGGGAUGCCGGGUACGAAAUUUCACUGGGAUUGAUGCCAAAGUCAGUUGGGCCCUUAACAUUUGUGUUUACAGGCACUGGUAAUGUUUCUAAGGGUGCUCAAGAAAUGUUCAAUGCCCUCCCAUGUGAGUUUGUGGAACCACAUGAGUUAAAGGAAGUUUCCAGAUCUGGAGACCUCAGAAAAGUCUAUGGGACAGUGUUAAGUCGUCACCAUCAUCUUGUAAGGAAACGUGAUGGACUAUACGAUCCAGUAGACUAUGAUAAACAUCCAGAACUUUACACUUCUCGCUUUAACACUGAUAUUGCACCCUACACAACUUGUUUAAUUAAUGGCAUAUACUGGGAACAACAUACUCCUCGCUUGUUAAGUCGACAGGAUGCUCAGAAGCUGCUGGUGCCAGUUAGAUCUGCUGCUGGUGCAAUGGAGGGCUGUCCUGAGUUACCACACAAACUUCUGGCAAUAUGUGACAUUUCAGCAGACACUGGAGGAUCUAUAGAAUUUAUGACAGAGUGUACAACAAUUGACAGUCCAUUUUGUAUGUAUGAUGCUGACCAGCAUAUUAUUCAUGACAGUGUUGAAGGCUCUGGGAUUCUGAUGUGUUCCAUUGACAAUCUGCCAGCACAGCUUCCAAUAGAAGCAACAGAGUACUUUGGCGAUAUGCUUUUCCCAUAUAUUGAAGAGAUGCUGUUAUCAGAAGGCUCAGAACCUCUUGAAAGCCAGAAUUACUCAUCCGUUGUUCGAGAUGCAGUGAUUGCAUCCAAUGGCUCACUGACAGCUAAGUAUGAAUAUAUCCAGAAAUUGAGGGAGAGCAGGGAAUACGCUCAGUCGCUGAAGAUGGGUAAUAAGAAGAGGGUUUUAUUGCUCGGAUCUGGCUAUGUUUCUGGCCCUGUACUUGAAUAUCUCACUAGAGAUUCCAACGUUGACAUCACUGUUGCAUCUGUCAUGAAGGAACAACUUGAACAACUGACGAAAAAAUACAGCAACGUUACUUCAGUUCAUAUGGAUGUCAUUAAGCAUGAGGAAAAGCUGUCCUCUUUGGUGAAGAAACACGACCUUGUGAUCAGUUUGCUACCUUAUUCAGCACAUCCUUUGGUUGCCAAGAAAUGUAUUGACAACAAAGUGAACUUGGUAACAGCCAGCUACUUAACACCAGCUAUGAAAGAACUCCAGGACAGCGUAGAAGCUGCUGGUAUUACAGUUAUCAGUGAAAUGGGUUUGGAUCCUGGUCUUGACCAUAUGUUGGCGAUGGAAUGUAUUGACAAGGCGAAAGAAGUUGGUGCUACGGUUGUAUCCUACACUUCUUUCUGCGGUGGCCUACCAGCUCCAGAGCACUCUGACAAUCCUCUGAGGUACAAGUUCAGCUGGAGCCCACAAGGAGUGUUGCUGAAUACAGUUCAAUCUGCUACGUAUUUAAAAAAAGGAGAGAUUAUCAAUAUUCCAGCUGGAGGAGCAUUACUUGAUUCUGUUACUCCGAUGGAUUUUUUCCCAGGAUUAAAUCUCGAAGGUUUUCCUAACAGAGACAGUACAAAAUAUGCUGAGCCAUAUGGUAUUCAGACAGCUCACACUUUGUUGAGAGGCACCUUAAGAUACAAAGGAUACUCCAAAACUAUGGGAGGCUUUGUAAAACUAGGAUUAAUUAACCCAGAUCCUUAUCCUUUGCUAAGCUCAGCCACGCCACCUCUAACCUGGAAAGAGCUCAUGUGCAAACUGGUUGGAAUUAAGCCGCCUGCUGAGUACCAUCUUCUUAAAGAAGCUGUAUUUAGCAAACUGGAAAAGGACAAAAGUCAGCUGGAGGCAGUGGAAUGGCUAGGUUUAUUGGGAGAUGAACCAGUUCCAGCAGCAGAUUCCAUUGUGGGGGCUCUUGCAAAGCACAUGGAGCUGAAGCUGCCCUUUGGCACUGGAGAGAGAGAUAUGAUUGUUAUGAGAAAUGAAAUAGGUCUCAGGCAUCCUUCUGGUCAUUUGGAAGACAAAUUUAUUGAUCUGGUUGUCUAUGGUGAUAACAAAGGAUACUCUGCAAUGGCUAAAACAGUAGGAUACCCCACAGCUAUUGCUGCUAAGAUGGUUCUAGAUGGUGAAAUAGAUGCCAAAGGUAUGGUUAUACCAUUGACAAAGAACGUUUACGGACCAAUACUUGAACGUGUUCGGGCAGAAGGCAUUGUAUACAGUACUCACAGCGUUAUCAAACAGUAA